Molecule: messenger RNA, 1100 nt
Organism: Brassicogethes aeneus
Lineage: Eukaryota; Metazoa; Arthropoda; Insecta; Coleoptera; Nitidulidae
Source: the annotation of a GenBank genome assembly
CCCGAAGGCACAGAACAUAAGUGGCAACACUGAUAGCGCUAAAAUUUGUAAUAAUAACUAAAAAUUUUACUUUACAUAAAACUAUAAGAUUUAAUUAAGUGUAAACUAUGAAUUCGUCAAUUGAUCAAGAAAACGAUACCAUGAGCAGCCAGCAGUCACGGCAGCGGAUAACAACUUACCGUACACUUCUUACAAAAGUUGAAGAAAUAGAAGAGGAAAAUGAAUUAGGUGUAAAAACCGUCAAUGAAGUUGGUAAUAUUAUAAGGCAAUUAAAUGCCUUGGAUUCACAACUUGAAAUCAAAGAUCGAGUACAAUAUUCUGAAGAAAUUUUUUUGGAUUGCAUGGUUCUGUCUUCUGCAAGUACAAUUUUAAAGAAAUGUGUUGAGAAUGUUGAUGUUUUUACAUCUACCUAUGAACCUACAGAAUUUACAGAAAAACUUAAUGAAGAAAUUUCCAAUGAAAAUGAGGAAGUGCAGCCAUUGGAUAUAUUAAAACUUCUAAAAUAUGCCAGAGAUGUAAUUCCAGAAGUUCCAAAGAUAAAUAAUGUUUUUGGAACAUAUGAAUUUAAUAAAGCACCUGUAGUAAAACAGAAAAAAGAAAGAGUGAAAGUACAAAAAGAACCUUUGGUUAGAAAACAGCCAGAAAAAUUGACAAAUGUAGACAGAGAGGAAAAAAAUAUUGAACAAAUUGUUAAUUUGUUGUAUAAUGUUCUUAAAGAAGAAUUUAUUAAUAAUAAACAAGAACCUAUAAAAUAUUAUGACUACGUUAUAGACACGCAAAGUUUUUCUGAUACUGUGGAGAAUAUGUUUUAUUGUUCUUUUUUGAUUAGAAAUGGAAAAGCACAGUUAGAUUUAGAUAAACAUGGCAAUCCAUUAAUAAAACCCAUAGGAAAAUCGGCAGCUAAAGAAUAUCGACAGAAUGGUGGAGCUAAUUCGCAAGUCAUUACCACAAUUAGUAUUGAAGAGUGGAAGAAAUUUAACAAAGCUGGCUUUCUACAGAAAAAUAAGAAGAAAUAAUGUAACAUUUAUGUUUUUUAUAUAAUAUAGCAAUAAUAGGAUUAUGUUGUUUGUUACCAAGAUAUUUUUAAGUUUAAUAAAUUC